This is a messenger RNA of Neomonachus schauinslandi (Hawaiian monk seal), 1356 nucleotides long. RefSeq names its product malonyl-CoA-acyl carrier protein transacylase (gene MCAT). The transcript has 4 exons. NCBI's taxonomy places the organism in Eukaryota, Metazoa, Chordata, Mammalia, Carnivora, Phocidae. Bases 28 to 1167 code for a protein of 379 amino acids. Gene Ontology annotation, molecular function: transferase activity. The record is from RefSeq and is a predicted model, not a curated record.
UAACGCGCGGCGGGCGGCAACCUCACCAUGAACGUGCGGGUGGCGCGAGCCGCGUGGGCCCGGGGUUGGGGCGCGGGCUGCCGCCGCGGCGCCGCGGACUUCCCGCUGCCCCCGCCGCGCGCCGUGGACGUGGCGGAGCUGCUGCGAGACGACACAGCCGCGGAGGAAGGCCCGCGGGAGGCGGCGGCGCGGCGGCCGCCGGGCCAGUGCUCGGUGCUGCUCUUCCCGGGCCAGGGCAGCCAGGUGGUGGGCAUGGGCCGGGGGCUGCUCCGCUACCCGCGCGUCCGCGAGCUCUACGCCGCCGCCCGCAGCGUGCUGGGCUACGACCUGCUGGAGCUGAGCCUGCACGGGCCGCAGGAGGCCCUGGACCGCACCGCGCACUGCCAGCCCGCCGUCUUCGUGGCUUCACUGGCCGCCGUGGAGAAGCUGCAUCACCUGCAGCCCGCGGUUAUUGAGAACUGUGUUGCUGCUGCCGGAUUCAGUGUGGGAGAAUUUGCAGCCCUAGUGUUUGCUGGAGCCAUGGAAUUUUCUGAAGGUUUGUAUGCGGUGAAAGUCCGAGCAGAGGCCAUGCAGGAAGCCUCGGAAGCUGUCCCCAGCGGGAUGUUGUCUGUCCUCGGCCAGCCUCAGUCAAAGUUCACCUUCGCCUGUUUAGAAGCCCGGGAACACUGCAAGACUUUGGGCAUAGAGAACCCCGUGUGUGAGGUGGCCAACUACCUCUUUCCUGAUUGCAGGGUGAUCUCAGGACACCUGGAGGCGCUGCAGUUCCUCCAGAAGAAUUCCUCCAAGUAUCACUUCAGACGCACCAAGAUGCUGCCCGUUAGCGGGGGGUUCCAUACCCGCCUCAUGGAGCCAGCCUUGGAGCCCCUGGCACAAGUUCUGAAGUCGGUUGGCGUCAAGAAGCCUCUGGUUUCCGUCCACUCGAACGUCGAUGGGAAUAGAUACAUGCAUCCCAAACACGUCCAGAAACUGCUGGUGCGGCAGGUGGUCUCCCCGGUGAAGUGGGAGCAGACGAUGCAUGCCAUAUACGAGAGGAAGAAAGGCACGGAGUUCCCCCAGACUUUUGAAGUGGGCCCUGGGAAUCAGCUCGGAACCAUCCUGAAGAGCUGUAACCUGCAGGCUUGGAAGUCCUACAGGCACGUGGAGGUGCUGGAGGACGACGGGACUUAGACCAGGCCCCCGGCGGAUCUCCUGGUGCCCGGGGCGGCGGGGGUGCAGCUUGGGAGGCAGAAGGGGACCCAGGAGGGGCUGCAGCGGGCCUGGACCUGCCCUGCCUGUCCCUAGGCUUCCUCCUCCAAGUGAUUGGGAGGCAGUGUUUGCAAAGUGGUUUGAAGGCCACAUAAAAAGCACUAGAAGUGA